AUGCUCGAAAACCAAGCAGCAGUCGUUGAUGCAGAGCUCGCCGAACCCAACGCUCUGUCUACUUCACAGGGCAAGAAUGAACCGGUGCCUUUUCUAUUCAAAGAAAAGAACACACUGCUUCGGGAAAAGAUUGGCGAAAACGAGAAAUACAGAGAUAUCCUGAUUCAGAUGGUCAAGAGGCGUCUUGAUGCUCUGUUGCCACCCGAAGCCAGCAGCAAGGGUGCUGGAGAACAUGCAGGCGAAGUGACAAACACCAAAAACGCCAACCACCCAAAUAGCCUCCUUACCGCUAGUGCUCUAAGCAAUCUUUCAGUAGAUUCAGAUCACCAUAGACUCCUCAAGUCAGUUACCCCCAAAAAAACACUUCAGCACAUCUCCUUACCAUACCCAGCCUACCCCACCCCCCUUACCACUCCCUUUCCUCUCCUCCGAACUGUCCCCCGACAAAGCGAGAUAAGUCCCAUAUCUUCAACCCACCACCCAUCGACCGCGAACAGCAACGCCGCAUCCGCAUCCAAGAACGCGAGUACCUCACCGCCAAGCUGCACAUUGGAGUGGGAGCGAGAACAGUACUUGUGCAUGCACAAACGCUUGCGCCCGCGCACCCAUAAGGAACUCGCCAAGCAGUCUGGCGAUGGGGUGCAGGGAGGUAAAGUCAUGAAGGAAAAGGGAGACGUGAAACUUAAGCGGCGGAAGCACAAGGAAUGGAAAAGGCUCGAUCGAGAGGUCACCGAGGGUUUGCUUGAGAGGCUUGAGGUUAAUCCUGUGAUUCGCGAGGAGACGGAUGACCAGGUCUGA
This is a messenger RNA of Bipolaris victoriae FI3, 798 nucleotides long. RefSeq lists its product as hypothetical. The record is from RefSeq and is a predicted model, not a curated record. The coding region runs from base 1 to 798 and encodes 265 amino acids. Lineage: Eukaryota; Fungi; Ascomycota; Dothideomycetes; Pleosporales; Pleosporaceae. The transcript has 2 exons.